This is a messenger RNA of Drosophila teissieri, 1946 nucleotides long. It is a transcript of the gene MetRS-m, whose product is annotated as methionine--tRNA ligase, mitochondrial. Gene Ontology annotation, biological process: methionyl-tRNA aminoacylation. Gene Ontology annotation, molecular function: methionine-tRNA ligase activity; ATP binding. The transcript has 6 exons. Bases 79 to 1818 code for a protein of 579 amino acids. The record is from RefSeq and is a predicted model, not a curated record. NCBI's taxonomy places the organism in Eukaryota, Metazoa, Arthropoda, Insecta, Diptera, Drosophilidae.
UUCAAUGUUAUAAAAUCAACCGGCAAAUUGUUAGAGAUAUUUUUUAUUUAUUUGUGUAUUAAAAUAGCCUUUAAAGUGAUGCUUCUUAGAAGAAUUAAGUGCCUGCGAUAUUUGGGAACCCGCUACAACAGUUCGCACUAUGUGACAACUCCAAUUUUCUAUGUAAAUGCAGCUCCUCAUAUUGGUCACCUGUACUCAGCGGUCAUAGCCGAUGCCCACUGUCGCUACCAGAGGCUAAGGUAUCCGGAGCAGCACGUACGACUCUGCACGGGCACGGAUGAGCACGGCACCAAGAUCCAGCAGGCGGCAUCUCUUCACGGGAUUCCCGUGGCCAAAUACUGCGAUGAUAUAUCGCUGCGAUAUCGGGAGGUGUUCCGCAGUGCCAGUAUCCAGCCGGAGGACUUCAUUCGCACCACCGAGGACAGGCACAAGCGGGCAGUGGCCCAUUUCUGGCGCAGACUUCACACACGUGGGCACAUUUACUCGGCCGCCUACAGCGGCUGGUAUUGCGUGUCGGAUGAAACCUUCCUCACCGACUCCCAGCUGAGAUUGGACGAGGCCUCCGGCACCCGAUACUCCCUGGAGUCUGGGCAUCCCGUCGAGUGGACCGAAGAAACCAACUAUAUGUUUCGACUGUCACAGUUCCAGGACGAUGUGCGUCAUUGGGUGAAGGAGGAGGCUCGCAUCCGCCCGGCCAAGUUCGAAAAGAUUCUGCUGGACACGCUCAGCGAACCACUGCCGGAUGUAUCGGUAUCUCGUCCUUCCAACCGCGUACACUGGGCCAUUCCCGUGCCGGAUGAUGAUUCGCAGACUGUGUACGUCUGGUUGGAUGCUCUAGUCAACUAUCUCAGCUCUGUGGGCUAUCCCGAUGAAGAGUUCUCCGCCCACUGGCCACCGGCGCAGCAAGUGAUUGGCAAGGACAUCCUCAAGUUCCAUGGCAUUUACUGGCCCGCAUUCCUCCUGGCUGCCGGCUUGGAACCCCCUGGACAGCUGUACGUUCACUCGCACUGGACCGUCGAUGGGCAGAAGAUGUCGAAGAGCAAGCACAACGUGGUGGAUCCCGUCCAGACAGCGCGCCAGUACACCAUGGAGGGCCUGAGAUACUUCCUUCUGCGGGAGGGCGUGGCCCACAGCGAUGGCAACUACAGCCACGUGAAGGCGCAGCGCAUCCUCAACUCGGAGCUGGCGGACACCCUGGGCAAUCUGCUAUCGCGUGCCAGUGCCAAGUCGCUGAAUCCCGGCCAAAUCUAUCCAUCAGCCAGCGCGGAGCACUUGGCGGAUCUGCUACGCAGCCUGGAUGCGGCCAAGCGCCUGCAGGACUCGCUUCUGCAGCUGUCAGAGCGAUGCGCGUCGCAUUAUGAGUGCAAUCACUUCCACUUGGUGGCCGACACAGCGAUGGCGACUCUGCAUGCGGCCAACAACUUCUUCGAGAGCUCCAAGCCCUGGACGCUGAAGGCGGGAGCACCGGAUGGCAACCAGGCCCGUCUGGAGACCAUAAUCGCCAUGACAAUGGACGCGCUGCGGCUCAGCGGCAUUGUGCUGCAGCCCAUAAUUCCCCAGCUGGCCAACCGGCUGCUCGAUAAGCUGAGCGUCCCCACCGCGCAACGUGGCUGGCAUUACUUGGCCGAGAGUUUUGCCACCACACCCGCCAGCUCCCCAGGACUCGGCGAGAGCCGUCAAUUGGACGGGCAAACCAGUGCGCUACUCUUCCAGCGGAUUCUCGAGGAGACGGCUGUGACGGGCGGAAAGGAGCAGAAGCCGCAGCCAGCCAAGCGGAGCAAAUCGAAGAAGAAGGAGCGCCGCGAAACAAUGUCCUGAAGUGGCCGUAAUAAACUGAUUCCAAUGCCAAGCAUUUAUUCAAGGCGAUGGCUUAAUCAUGCCAUAUAUCUUCUUCUUAUUAACUUUGGUAGUUGUCAUUUUUUAACUUAAACUUAAAUGGGCUCAGA